GCGGGCGGGCGCGGGGGAGGGAGGGGGGCCGGUCCGCGACGACUCCCCGGACGGCGUUUCUCCUCCGAGCGGCGCCGAUUUCGGCUUUGGGGGGGGCGGGGGUACAGCCCAUCCAUGACCAUGGGCGACAAGAAGAGCCCGACCAGGCCAAAAAGACAAGCGAAACCUGCCGCAGACGAAGGCUUUUGGGAUUGUAGCGUCUGCACCUUCAGAAACAGCGCUGAAGCCUUUAAAUGCAGCAUCUGCGAUGUGAGGAAAGGCACCUCCACCAGAAAACCUCGGAUCAAUUCUCAGCUGGUGGCGCAGCAAGUGGCUCAGCAGUACGCCACCCCGCCGCCCCCGAAGAAGGAAAAGAAGGAGAAGGUGGAGAAGCAAGACAAAGAGAAACCUGAGAAAGAUAAGGAAAUCAGUCCUAGUGUUACCAAGAAAAAUACCAACAAGAAAACAAAACCAAAGUCCGAUAUUCUGAAAGAUCCUCCUAGUGAAGCAAACAGCAUACAGUCUGCAAAUGCUACAACAAAGACCAGUGAAACGAAUCACACCUCAAGGCCCCGGCUGAAAAACGUGGACAGGAGCACCGCACAGCAGUUGGCAGUGACUGUGGGCAACGUCACCGUCAUUAUCACAGACUUUAAGGAAAAGACUCGCUCCUCCUCGACCUCCUCAUCCACAGUGACCUCCAGUGCAGGGUCAGAACAGCAGAACCAGAGCAGCUCGGGGUCAGAGAGCACAGACAAGGGCUCCUCCCGUUCCUCCACGCCAAAGGGCGACAUGUCAGCAGUAAAUGAUGAAUCUUUCUGAAAUUGCACAUGGAAUUGUGAAAACUAUGAAUCAGGGUAUGAAAUUCAAAUCCUCCACCUGCCCAUGCUGCUUGCACCCCCUGGAGAAUCUUCUGUGGACAUCGGCCUCUUAGUGAAGCUGCCAGGAUGAUUUCUGCUUGCCAUGGGCAUCUGGCCACCAAGGAAUUUCGCACCCUGACGAUUACUCUUGACACUUUUAUGUAUUCCAUUGUUUUAUAUGAUUUUCCUAACAAUCAUUUAUAAUUGGAUGUGCUCCUGAAUCUACUUUUUAUAAAAAAAAAAAAAAAAAAUCUGCUGUGCACAAUUUUCCAUGUACAUGACAA
Messenger RNA from Neofelis nebulosa (Clouded leopard), 1123 nucleotides. It is a transcript of the gene RYBP, whose product is annotated as RING1 and YY1 binding protein. Gene Ontology annotation, cellular component: nucleus. The coding region runs from base 115 to 801 and encodes 228 amino acids. The transcript is spliced from 5 exons. Gene Ontology annotation, biological process: positive regulation of DNA-templated transcription. Lineage: Eukaryota; Metazoa; Chordata; Mammalia; Carnivora; Felidae. The record is from RefSeq and is a predicted model, not a curated record. Gene Ontology annotation, molecular function: transcription coregulator activity; DNA binding.